CUGCUGCUGCUGCUGCUGCUGCUGCUGCCUCCGCUCUUGCUGCCGCCGCCGCCCGCGGACGCCCGGCUCGCCGCCGCCGCCGACCCCCCAGGCGGGCCCUUGGGGCACGGAGCGGAGCGCAUCCUGGCGGUGCCGGUGCGCACUGACGCCCAGGGCCGCUUGGUGUCCCACGUGGUGUCGGCGGCGUCGGCCCAGACCCGGGUACGAGCCCGCAGGGCCGCCCCUGUCCAGACCCCGGGCUUACCUGGAGACAAUGAGGAGAAUCCCGGCGGCCGCCUCUUCUACAAUGUCACGGUCUUCGGCCGAGACCUGCACCUGCGGCUGCGGCCCAACGCCCGCCUCGUGGCGCCCGGCGCCACCGUGGAGUGGCAAAGCGAGUCGGGCGCCACCCGCGUGGAGCCCCUGCUUGGGACCUGCCUCUACGUCGGAGACGUGGCGGGCCUGGCUGAAGCCUCCUCCGUGGCGCUCAGCAACUGCGACGGGCUGGCUGGCCUGAUCCGUAUGGAGGAGGAGGAGUUCUUCAUCGAGCCCCUGGAGAAGGGGCUGGCGGCCAAGGAGGCUGAGCAGGGCCGUGUGCACGUGGUGUAUCGCCGGCCACCCACCCCGAGGCCCCCUCCUCUGGGAGGGCCACAGGCCCUGGACACAGGGGCCCCGCCGGGCAGCCUGGAUAACCUCAGCCGCGCCCUGGGUGUCCUGGAGGAGCGUGUCAAUGGCUCAAGGAGCAGGGCGCGACGGCAUGCCACCGACGGCGACUACAACAUCGAGGUCCUGCUGGGCGUGGACGACUCUGUGGUCCAGUUCCACGGAAAGGAGCACGUGCAGAAGUACCUGCUCACGCUCAUGAACAUUGUCAACGAAAUCUAUCAUGACGAGUCCUUGGGGGCCCACAUCAAUGUCGUCCUGGUGCGGAUAAUCCUGCUGAGCUACGGGAAGUCCAUGAGCCUCAUUGAGAUCGGGAACCCCUCUCAGAGCCUGGAGAAUGUCUGCCGCUGGGCUUACCUCCAGCAGAAGCCAGACACAGGUCACGACGAGUACCACGAUCACGCCAUCUUCCUCACGCGGCAAGACUUCGGGCCUUCGGGCAUGCAAGGCUAUGCUCCUGUCACUGGGAUGUGCCACCCCGUCCGCAGCUGCACUCUGAACCACGAGGAUGGCUUCUCCUCAGCAUUCGUGGUGGCCCACGAGACUGGCCACGUGCUGGGCAUGGAGCAUGACGGGCAGGGCAACCGCUGUGGCGACGAGGUGCGGCUGGGCAGCAUCAUGGCGCCCUUGGUGCAGGCCGCCUUCCACCGCUUCCACUGGUCCCGCUGCAGCCAGCAGGAGCUGAGCCGCUACCUGCACUCCUAUGACUGCCUGCGGGACGACCCCUUUGCCCAUGACUGGCCAGCGCUGCCCCAGCUCCCGGGGCUGCACUACUCCAUGAACGAGCAGUGCCGCUUCGACUUCGGCCUGGGCUACAUGAUGUGCACGGCGUUCCGGACCUUCGACCCGUGCAAGCAGCUGUGGUGCAGCCACCCUGACAACCCCUACUUUUGCAAGACCAAGAAGGGGCCCCCCCUGGACGGGACCAUGUGUGCACCAGGCAAGCACUGCUUCAAAGGACACUGCAUCUGGCUGACGCCUGACAUCCUCAAACGGGAUGGCAACUGGGGUGCCUGGAGUCCGUUCGGCUCCUGCUCGCGCACCUGCGGCACAGGCGUGAAGUUCAGGACCCGCCAGUGUGACAACCCACACCCGGCCAACGGGGGCCGCACCUGCUCAGGCCUUGGCUACGAUUUCCAGCUCUGCAACUCCCAGGACUGCCCUGACCCCCUGGCUGACUUCCGCGAGGAGCAGUGCCGGCAGUGGGACCUGUACUUUGAGCACGGCGACGCCCAACACCACUGGCUGCCCCACGAGCACCGGGACGCCAAGGAGAGGUGCCACCUCUACUGCGAGUCCAAGGAGACCGGGGAGGUGGUGUCCAUGAAGCGAAUGGUGCACGAUGGGACGCAGGAAACAGAUGGCAGGGCCCUGAGGCAUAGAUCAGGCCAGGGCUCACAUGGAGAGGGCUCACAUGGAGAGUACACACUACACCCUGUUCCCCUGCAGAAGGUGGGCUGUGAUGGAGUGAUCAGCUCCAGCAAGCAGGAGGACAAGUGCGGCGUGUGUGGAGGGGACAACACCCACUGUAAAGUGGUCAAGGGCACAUUCACACGCUCCCCCAAGAAGCUCGGUUACAUCAAGAUGUUUGAGAUCCCAGCAGGAGCCAGACACCUGCUCAUCCAGGAGGCAGACAGCACCAGCCACCACCUGGCCGUCAAGAACCUGGAGACAGGCAAGUUCAUUUUAAAUGAAGAGAAUGACAUGGAUCCCAAUUCCAAAUCCUUCAUUGCGAUGGGUGUGGAGUGGGAGUACCGGGAUGAGGACGGCCGGGAGACGCUGCAGACCAUGGGCCCACUUCACGGAACCAUCACCGUGCUGGUCAUCCCACAGGGAGAAGCCCGGAUCUCGCUGACAUACAAGUACAUGAUCCACGAGGACUCACUCAACGUGGAUGGCAACAACGUCCUGGAGGACGACACUGUGAGCUACGAGUGGGCCCUCAAGAAGUGGACUCCGUGCUCCAAGCCCUGCGGUGGAGGCUCCCAGUUCACCAAGUAUGGCUGCCGCCGGAGGCUGGACCACAAGAUGGUACACCGAGGCUUCUGCGACGCCCUCACAAAACCCAAAGCCAUCCGCCGAGCUUGCAACCCACAGGAGUGCUCCCAGCCAGUGUGGGUCACAGGUGAAUGGGAGCCUUGCAGUCAGAGCUGCGGGCGGACAGGCACACAGGCUCGUCCUGUGCGCUGCGUACAGCCUCUGCACAACAACACCACCCGCUCCGUGCACACCAAGCAUUGCAACGACGCCCGGCCCGAGGGCCGCCGCGCCUGCAACCGUGAGCUCUGCCCCGGGCGGUGGCGGGCUGGACCCUGGUCCCAGUGCUCGGUGACUUGUGGCAAUGGCACCCAGGAGCGGCCCGUGCUCUGCCGAACCGCUGAUGACAACUUCGGGAUCUGCCGUGAGGAGCGGCCUGAGACAGCCAGGAUCUGCAGGCUGGGCUCCUGUCCCCGAAACAUCUCCGAUCCUUCCAAGAAGAGCUACGUGGUUCAGUGGCUGUCCCGACCGGACCCCGACUCUCCUGUCCAGAAGACCUCGUCAAAGGGCCGCUGCCAAGGCGACAAGUCAAUGUUCUGUAGGAUGGAAGUCUUGUCUCGCUAUUGCUCCAUCCCAGGCUACCAAAAGCUGUGCUGCAAGUCUUGUAACCUGCACGACAACCUCACCGAGGUGGACGAUGGGGCCGAGCCGCCACCCGGGAAGCUCAAUGACAUUGAAGAGCUUGUGCCCACCCUCCCAGUGCCCACCCUCAUCAUGGAGGUGCAGCCUGCACCGGGCACACCCCCGCGGGUGCCCCUCAAUGCCUCCAGCACCAAUGGCACCGAGGAUCACCCGGACACCAACGCGGUCGACGUGCCCUACAAAAUCAGCGGCCUGGACGAGGAGGUCCAGCCGCCCAACCUGAUCCCUCGACGACCGAGCCCAUACGAGAAGACCAGAAACCAGAGAAUCCAAGAGCUCAUUGAUGAGAUGAGGAAGAGAGAGAUGCUCGGGAAGUUCUAAUAAAAUGGAAAGAUAGCGUCCAUAGCAUUUUCCCCCCUUGCUUAUAGAUAUAUUCCAUGGGAUGGCAAAUCGUGGAGAUGAAGGAAAUAUUUCUGAUUCCAAAAGGGUUUUGAGAAAACAGAGAGGGAGAAUGACAUAAACAUCUAUGCAUAUGGUUGUGAGCAUAUGGCAGCCCGCUCCACACGUGUUUGUUCCCCGGCCCCGGAAUGUUCUAAGCCCUGUGCUGGGACCGGGUGUGGGAUGGAGAGGAAUACAGAGGCUCUAUGAGCGCCAUCAGUGGGGGCGGUCGGGAGGCUAACUCGGAGAGAGGAGACACGUGUUCCCAAGUUCCUGAGCAGUGAUUGGGCAUCUUCCUUUCCUUGGUGAUGACCAACCCUUCUGGAGCCGUGGGACAUUUCCUACCCUCCCCAGACCGAGGGAGCUCUGUGGGGACUCCUAGGAUAAAGUGAUUUGCUAAUCGACCCAUCACUAAAAUGUGCACAAUGAAGUGGAGGCCAUGAACUUGAAUGCCAAUGACUUCCAAGGCAGGCAGGUGGUGAGGAUAAGCACGGUCACCCGUUGGGAACCACGACCAACCUGGGAGGCGCACUCCGCUAACGCUGCUUGCAGGCUCCAGCCAUUGCUGCCUCUGGGGGAGCUGGCCCCCAAUGCCAGAUAAUGUGCUUUCAGUAGAAGUCUAGCUUUGCGUGCGAAAAUCCUCAGUCCUUAAACUUCAACUCAGAAUAUGUCAGGGGGGUCUGGAAGGUCUGUUAGGGUCUAGAGCCGCCAGGCUGCAGCCUCUGGUCUCCAGGCCUGGCUGGAUGAAGCCUCUCGGAGGAAGGACUUCAGAAAAGUCACCUGGCCCGUUUGGUGCUCAUGCCCGGUAUUCGCCUCAGCCCAGACUUAGCUGUGAAGCUGUCCGCUCCUUCCCGGGAAGGUACUAGGACUUUGUAGAUCUAAACAGCGGGCCACGUUUUCUCCACGAGAAGACGGUGGGGUGCGCUACAGCCUCUCUCAGGCCUCUCUCGUCUCCGUGAACCCUGGCCUGCAUGCAAGGCCCAUGACUCUCCCAGAGGGGUGGGAGGGGGUGCCACUGUGGUGGCCAUGCUCGGGGUUCUGAGAUGGGGCUCUGCGGGCUCAGGUUGGCUCCUGAAGACCAGCUUUGCUUGUGGGGGUGGCCUUGCCCUGUCUAGCCCUAUGGAGCCUCCUUCUGUGCCUUGGAAGUCCCCGCAGGGACCUGUGAGAUCAGGGAAGCACAGGGUGGGAGGUGGGGAGAACCUGCUUUAUCUUUGUCUGUUCCCAAACUUUUACAACUUCUGUUUUUGGCAGAAUGGUGCUUUGUGAGCAAGAUGUGAACGAGAGAGAAACAGGAAGGGAGUGGGGGUGGACGGGAGGACGGUGGCUAAUUUUUACCCCUCCCUGCAUGGAUAUUUUGUGAACUGUAGCCUCAGCAUCCCCAAAUUAUAAGAUCCAGGGCCCUUGAGCUGCUCCUCACACAUAAUUCUUAAGCUUUCCUUGCCUAGGAAAGUUCUAGAGCCUUUGUAUUCUCACCAGUCGUAGAUUUUAGAGAAAGCGCUCUCUAAAAUUCCCCAUUCUAUGGAUGGGAACACCGAGGUUCAGGAUAAUACCAUGAUGGCUACUUUACACUGAGUCUGAGGUGCUAAGUAUGUUUGUCUGAUCUGUGUGUGUGUGUGUGGGGGGUGUCUGUGUGUGAUCUAAGGGACAAGGACAGGAACCAGUGAGAACGCUAUCUGGCAUGAUGCUUAACCUUCCCACUGGGUGAUAACUAACUGCCUCUCACCCCCACCGGGUCCGGCGGCCUCCCUCCCCUCUGUCACCGCGUCCCACACAUACUCACACGUAUCCUGGUGUCUCAAGGGAGCUUGCUGCCUCUUAGAAGCAAACUGGAGAAAACAUUUUUUGGAUAUCUCUCAUAGUAUCACUUCUUUAACAGAUGUGAUCUACAGCACUUUGCACUCCUGUCUCUCUCUGAUCAGGAAAUGGAUGCCUCGCCUUUCCCCUGCUGGUUGAACCCAUGGCCACUGGUGCUAUUCACGGGCUGAAGGACUGGGCAGUUCUUGCGUGGGUCUGUCUUGGAAUGCAGAGGAAGCUCAGGGUGACUGACCCUAACCAGAGAGUAUUACUCGGUUUACUCAGCCUGGGGGGCUCAGGAUGGGAACACUCCAUUCCCAGAUCCCGGCAGAGCAGGGCUACAUGUCUUGGGGCUGGAAGGCUUCAGGAAGAGGCUCCAGGUAGGACAUACCCAGGGUUACCUGUCUUCUUCUGGAAGGAGAGAGACACCCUCUGGGAACUGUAGGCCGGCAUGGCCACCAUCCCAUAGGCCAUCAUAUUCAGUGCCUGGGGAUAUAUAUACCCUCUGAGUUCUCUAGAACUGGAUGGUCCUCCAAGGUCUCUCUGUCUAAGGAACACAGGGUUUAGCAGACUCUGAGAGACUCCUAAUCCCCGCUGAGCUCGGGACCGGUGGGAGAGCCAGCUUAGCAACAGUCCUGAACUUCCAGAGCUGGCGUCCGUGUCUGGAGGCCCCUGCAGCCUGAAGGCCAAGGAGGGUUUCUAGCUGAGGCUGUGGAACACUGUAGAGAGACUGAGUUCUCUGUCCGCGGCUCCAGAAAGUUGCGUUUGUGGGGAGACUUCUGCUGGGGUUGGGGACUAGGCUCUCUGAUCUGCUCCUUUGGAAAACCCAUGGAAUUUCCCGUAUAAGCCCUCUGUCUGUAUUUUAAGAUUGGUGGUUUGUUUGGCGUCUAUAAAUGGUGCUCAGUAGCACUCCUUCUAGAUGAAGCGGGAGGACUCUAUCCCCAAACGCCAGGCAACCGCCACAGGAAUCAUCAUGGUGCUGAACUCAAAUCACAGCGUUUAUCUUACUGAUCACAGCCAUCAACACAUUUGUUUUCUGUAUAGAAAAAAUUGGCUUCUUGGUUUUAUAACUUAUUAAAGUCAAAAUGUCUGUGUUUUUGCACAUCA
This is a messenger RNA of Ailuropoda melanoleuca (giant panda), 6600 nucleotides long. It is a transcript of the gene ADAMTS2, whose product is annotated as ADAM metallopeptidase with thrombospondin type 1 motif 2. Gene Ontology annotation, molecular function: metalloendopeptidase activity; zinc ion binding. The annotation marks the transcript as partial. The transcript has 22 exons. Gene Ontology annotation, biological process: proteolysis; extracellular matrix organization. The record is from RefSeq and is a predicted model, not a curated record. Lineage: Eukaryota; Metazoa; Chordata; Mammalia; Carnivora; Ursidae.